This is a messenger RNA of Lasiodiplodia theobromae, 3999 nucleotides long. RefSeq names its product Cation chloride cotransporter. Lineage: Eukaryota; Fungi; Ascomycota; Dothideomycetes; Botryosphaeriales; Botryosphaeriaceae. Gene Ontology annotation, molecular function: potassium:chloride symporter activity. Gene Ontology annotation, cellular component: membrane. The transcript has 4 exons. The record is from RefSeq and is a predicted model, not a curated record. Gene Ontology annotation, biological process: chloride transmembrane transport; potassium ion homeostasis; cell volume homeostasis. The coding region runs from base 1 to 3999 and encodes 1332 amino acids.
AUGACCACCACCAGCGACGCUAUGACUUCGGGCGGGGGAUCGUCCCGAAUGCCACCACGGCUCCACUCGCGCUCGAAUUUCACCACUCGGGCCGCCCAGGACGACUCGCACCAGCUCCAACGCCGGUGGUCUCUCUCGCAACUGUCCGCCCAGGAUGAGAGCGAGCCACUGCUGGCCGCCGGAGCACGCCGUGGCCGGCCGGUCAGCGCUUCACGUGAAAACAGUCCCUUUGGCUCCGUUUCCGCCUUGUUCGCCCGCGGCAGGGCCUUUGUGACCAGCGCGCCUGCGUCGCGCGCAGCCUCUGUGGCUCCGCCGAGCGGGCAGCGGAGGCGCAGACGACGCUCCUCUGGGAUCGAUGCGCCUGCCAAGCUCGGCACUUUCGCGGGCGUUUUUGUGCCAACGACCCUCAACGUCCUAAGUAUUUUGAUGUUCCUCCGCUUCGGCUUCAUCCUUGGCCAGAGCGGAGUGCUUGGGAUGAUGGGAAUGCUCCUCGCGUGCUAUGCCAUCAAUUUUCUGACCACGCUAUCAAUCUCUGCCAUUGCGACCAACGGGACAGUAAGAGGCGGAGGUGCCUAUUACCUCAUUUCACGUAGCCUCGGGCCUGAGUUUGGCGGCUCUAUCGGAAUAGUUUUCUAUCUCGGAUGCGUUCUGAAUACAGGCAUGAAUGCCGUUGGCUUGGUCACUUGCUUCGUCCAAAACUUCGGCUCCAGUCGCGGAAGUUGGGGCAAUUGGCUGCCUGAUGACUUCUGGUCGCAGUAUCUUUGGGCCACCGUCGUUCUCGCCGUCUGCACCGUCAUCUGCUUGGCUGGCAGUAGUCUUUUUGCCCGUUGCAGCAAUGCACUCCUGGUCAUCUUGCUUGUGGCCACGUUCAGUAUCCCGGUUUCCACUCUUUUUCUGCCCCCUUUCUCAAAUCCGAAAUUAGGUAUCGAGUACACUGGACUCAGUCUCGAGACGCUGAGGGGGAAUUUACUGCCAAAGCUGACCAAAGGCGCGGCUGGUAGCGAGUUGAAGGGCAGAGAGACGUGGCAGGAUUUGUUUGGCAUUCUGUUCCCCGCGACGGGAGGCAUAUUUGCUGGCGCUUCGAUGUCAGGAGACUUGAAAGCCCCAAGCAAGUCGAUCCCAAGCGGUACUCUGUACGGGCUGGCCUUGACAUUCGCAGCCUACACCGUAGUGAUCAUCUCGAUGGCCGCCAGCAUCACACGAGUAUCUUUGUACAACAAUGAAAAUGUGAUUCAAGCUGUGAAUAUCUCCGGCACUCUCGUUCUUUUGGGGGAGUUCGCCUCCACCUUCUUUUCCACUUUGAUGGGCGUCAUCGGGUCUGCCAAACUCCUCCAGGCCCUGGCUCGGGACAAGCUCAUUCCGGGUCUGUCAACCUUUGCUCAAGGAACCAAAGGCGCCCAUGAGCCGAUCCUAGCGAUCGGUCUGACAUACGUCCUGUCCCAAUUGACCAUGCUCGCCGACAUCAACCAGAUUGCCUCCCUAGUGACCAUGGCCUACCUCAUGACGUUUCUGGUCACCAACCUAGCCUGUUUUCUGUUGAAGGUCGCCUCGGCACCCAAUUUUCGGCCCUCUUUUCACUUUUUCAACUGGUGGACUGCUGCCAUCGGAGCUAUAGCAAGUGCCGUCUCCAUGUUCUUCGUAGACGGCCUGUCCGCCACUGGCUGCUUCGCUACCCUCGUCUUGAUAUUUCUGAUUAUCCACUAUACCACGCCCCCGAAGGCCUGGGGAGAUGUCAGCCAAAGCUUAAUCUACCAUCAGGUCCGAAAGUACCUUCUCCGUUUGCGACAAGAACACGUCAAGUUUUGGAGACCUCAGAUUCUACUGUUCAUCAACGAUCCCCGAAGGCAGUACAAGCUGAUCCAGUUCUGCAAUUCCCUCAAGAAGGGUGCGCUGUUUAUUCUCGGCCACGUUAUCGUCACGAACGAUUUCGCCGGUGCUGUUCCAGAGGUCAAAAGGCAACAGUCUGCAUGGACUAAAUAUAUCGACUUCUCCCGCAUCAAGGCCUUCAUCAGCGUCGUCGUCUCUCCAAAUAUUGAAUGGGGCACGAGGAACGUCGUACUAAGCGCCGGACUUGGUGGGAUGAAACCAAACAUUGUCGUUAUGGGCUUCUACAACCUCAACGAUCUGCGCACAAACCCACUGGUUGAUGUGCCACCUCCGGGACCGGAACAUCAGCAAAGCACAACCAACGGCUCACCGCCGUGCACGGGGAGACCGAAGGGCAAGUGGAGGACCGAGGAGGAUAAGCUGAAAGGCCAGCUACCCACCGACGCCAUCCGGAAGGAGAGUGCCGUGACGCCGCAAAGCUACGUUACAAUUCUCGAGGACUUGCUACUCCGGCUUCAGGUGAAUGUUGCAAUUGCCAAGGGCUUCCAAGACCUCGAACUUCCGGCGCCCAGGCCAUCAAGGCUCGAAAGAGUGCUCCAUGCCCUAAAUAUCAACAACACGAACAAAGGAGAGGGGGCCAAGAAGUACAUUGACCUCUGGCCCAUUCAAAUGUCAGCAGAGAUUGCCGCGCCCAACGAUGGCACGCAAGGCGUUCUCACGACGAAUUUUGACACGUACACAUUGAUUCUGCAGCUCGGGUGUAUCCUCAACACCGUUCCGUCCUGGAAGCGGGCCUACCGUCUUCGAGUCGCAGUCUUUGUAGAGUACGAAUCCGACGUUGAGGAGGAGCGCGGAAGAGUCAAGGCCCUGCUGUACAACCUCAGGAUUGAAGCCGAAGUUCUGGUCUUCUGGCUUGCGUCUGGCGGCUUGGAAUCGUACGAGAUCAUUGUCAAUGGUCAGUCGAACGAGUCGUGCCGUGAGACGAGACAUGAAAUCGAGGAGGCAUUGAAAGAGGAAGCUUGGUGGCAAGAUAUCCAGAAGCUUCGGCAGAGGCAGAGCGGAGCCAUGACGCCCAUGGAAGAACUCGCGCAGAUUGAGGGCUUUCUGGAGAAUGCCUCGAAUUGGCCGAGCACGGCUUUCCGGCAAGGUGACCGGGACGCCAAGCCAAGGAGGUUCGCAGAUAUCAGAGACAUGCUCUUCCGGCGCCGCCGGGCCUCUGUUAGCAGCCUCAAGAAAAUGGGCGUUAGUAUGGGGAUGCGGACUCACCGGCUUCCACCCGAACUCGAUGGACAAGACAGCUCGUCUUCCGAUGGCGGAUUCGAGGUCAGUGACAGCGGUAGCGAUCUGUCCGCUGCUUCGGAAAACGACAUUGACGAAUUCAAAAAUGAAAGAUCGCUCAGCCCGAUCCGGCGAACACGUAGCGAGGGAGAGAGCAUCAGCUGGGUCGACAAGAGUCGACACGGGGACUCCAGCACCACCCCAUCGCAACCGCCUCGAGGGACCCUCCUUCCUCCUGUCCGAACCGCUGUCGCGAACUCUGACAGCACCCUCAUCACCUCGCAGCCUCCGACGAACGCCGCCCCCACCCCGCAGCCAGACGGCAACGAGGCUGGCCCCUCCAACUCCCGCCAAUCCUUACCCAAGUUUACAUCGAAGCCAGUCCCCCGCACCCAAGUGGCCAUCGACGACGGGCCGGGGCCCUCGAUCAUGUUCGCGGAGCCGCUCUUGCCCGAGGAGCAGCGCGAGCGCCGCCUCGGCACGUCCAUUUACACGCGCAGCAGCUCGCCGCAGGUUGGCGCGCCCCUUCUACCCAACCUGGUGAGAGCCGACGAAAGCGUCUCCGCCUCGACCGCCAUGCCAGACAGUCCCGGCGCUACGUCCUCAAUGUCGCAGGCCUCCGGGUUCCCGCUACAGCAGUCGGUGCCGCUAAGCUUCAACGACCUGCCGUGCCGCGCGCAGCACCUGAUCCUGAACGAGCUGAUCAGACGCAAGAGCGGUGGGGACCAACGCACUGCCGUGAUCUUCACAACCCUUCCCAGCCCCGUUGAGGGCACCUGCGAGGACGAGCAUACGAGCGUGAGGUACCUCGCCGACCUGGAGGUGCUCUGUCAGGGGCUGCCUCCAGUCAUGCUGGUGCACAGCAAUAGCAUGACCGUGACGACUAAUCUGUGA